Messenger RNA from Capsicum annuum, 203 nucleotides. RefSeq names its product polyubiquitin. Gene Ontology annotation, biological process: protein ubiquitination; modification-dependent protein catabolic process. Lineage: Eukaryota; Viridiplantae; Streptophyta; Magnoliopsida; Solanales; Solanaceae. Gene Ontology annotation, molecular function: ubiquitin protein ligase binding; protein tag activity. Gene Ontology annotation, cellular component: cytoplasm; nucleus. The record is from RefSeq and is a predicted model, not a curated record.
AUGCAAAUCUUUGUGAAGACCCUCACUGGCAAGACCAUUACACUUGAGGUUGAGAGUUCGGACACUAUCGAUAAUGUCAAGGCUAAGAUUCAGGAUAAGGAAGGUAUCCCUCCUGACCAGCAGAGGUUGAUCUUUGCUGGAAAGCAGCUAGAGGAUGGUCGAACUCUUGCUGACUACAACAUCCAGAAGGAGUCCACCCUCCA